UUUGCGGCCUCAGCGCGGUUCUGGUUGCGGCCUCGGGCUUGAAGAAGAUCGCUAUGGAUUCGCUGAAUCAUUUAAAAACCACGUAUAGACCAAGAUUCUUCAACAGAGAAGGUAAAAAAAAAGCUGUUGGUAUACAAGGAGAAAAUGUAUUGGAAUGCAUACAAGACUGUUUUGAAACCUGUGCCAAGGAAUUUACAGAAUGCUCCCCUUCCAUAUCAUGUGGCUCAUUCCCUAGUCUGGAUCAAGUUCCAUGCCAUAGCAAAGAAAAAGAACAGACUAAGUUGGAGCUUGCAGAGGCCAACUGUGUGAACAAUGUCGUUAGUACACUCACUUUCUUACUAUCACCAGGCAGAAUAGAAAGAUUUUCAGGCAGCAACGAAUCAGAAGAAAUUCUAGAUGAGGAUAUUGAUGUGUUGCCCUUAGGAUCACCCGCCCUUCUACUAGAAGAAGAAGGAGAGCAAUCAUGUGUAGAACGGUUGUGUUUUGAUGAAGAGGCACUUGAUUUACACAACAGCAAAAAUUUCAGCAAGUCUAAGGGCUUUUGUGCGGGAAAAGAAACAAAGGAGUUACAUAUUGAAGAACCAACCUCUGGUCAAAUAAAGAUGUCAGGAUCUUUAUCAUCAUUAGAAGCCAUGACAAGUGCUUUGGCAGUACGAAAUGCAGCUAAUGUAGAACUAGAAGAGGAAUGUGAAUUUUUGAUAGAGGAAUCUUUUGGGGCAUCUUCUGCAUCUUGGAUUUCAACAUCUCGAAAAAAGCAAAAGCCAGAGAAAAAGAGAUUAAUAGCUGUAUCAUUUGAAGGAAACAAGGAAGCCCAGCAGCAUAAUGAAAGAAGAAAAGAUAAAAGGGAAUUGGGGAAAACAGUUAUGCCAACUCCAGUGAAGCAAAUCAAGGCAACUUUAAGUAAUGUUGGUGAAAGAACUUUUGACAGAUUGCAAAAUGCUUCAAGAACUAAUGAGGUAAUGGCUGUGGAGAAUGUCCAGUCACAGUUGGUUAUAAAUACUACCCAAGAAACAAGGAAGCAAAUGAAUUCCAAAAAUAAAGUUAAAGAUUCAGCAGAAAUACAUAACAGAGGUUACCAAGACCCCAUAAAUAGAAAGCAGGCACAAGGUCUUACACCUUUACUAGAACCAGACCAAAGUUUAUUAAUCCAGAUACAACCAGUGGAAAGUACAGAACAAAGCUUAUCUCAGAAUAAGCUGACUACACUGACAGAAGUGCAUAAUGAAAACCAGCAAGAGUUCACAGUUUCAGUUCUAUCCUCAAAGCACUGCACACAAUCUAAGAAUACAGAUACUUAUUCUGAAAAUUUAGGUUCUGUGCCAAGACCUGUUCCUUUAGCUCAGCAGUUAUGCUGUGGUACGCCAGUCAGAAAGCAAAAGUUACCGUCCCAAAAACAACUGGGAACUCAAAAGAAAAAGAAAAAAUCCACUGUUGGACCUAGAAGGAGGAAGAACAGGCGACUGGUUUCAGAGAAAAGCCUUGAAGGUGAUAUUGGAGAGGAACAGUUAGAUAAAAAGGAUGAAAACCUUCAUGCUUUUGAGCUAAGAAGAACUGAUAUAAGGAGGGCAACACCUCAAAAAGUAAAACAGACUUCUUUUCUGAAGUCCAAGGGUAACAUAUUAUGCCAAGAGGAUUCUUGUGAGCAACAUGUGGCAGAAAAACAUUUAAAUGCUUCAGUAAGACAAGGAAACAGCGAUGAAUUUUUACUGGAAUCCUGUGCAUCAGAUGAAAAUAAGAAUAACAGAUUUGAUGUGGCCCAGUUUAUAGUGAUGAAAUGUUUACAGGAGAACGGAAUCCAUUUAAUAAGGAUGCUUCUGGUUCAGUGCAGGGGUUCCCCGAGGCCUGAAAAAUAUUUCAAGGGUUCCUCCAGGGUCAAAAAGUUGAGAAAGGCUGGUUCUGACCCUCAGCAAGUUGUGAGCAAAGAUGAAUCUACAGAUUUGGAGGACAAUCUAAAUGGCCUAGUGUCAAAUUCAUUAAAGCACAAACUAGUACUGCCUACAAACACACCCAAUGUUCGUCGGACCAAAAGAAUACGUAUUAAACCGUUGGAAUAUUGGCGAGGAGAACGUGUUGAUUAUAAGGCAAGAGCUUCAGGAGGCUUUGUAUUUGGUGGAAUAGUAUCGCCUGAACAAAGAGAACCCGGAAAACCUAAACCAAAAGUUACUAGGAAACUUGUUCUGGAGAUGGAGAACAUGCAUGAUAACUCAAUUUCCUUAAAAGACCUUUCUCAGCCAGCUGUUGUUUUUGAUAAAGCAUCUAAUCAAGAGAUUCUUCUAGAAUGCGUGAACAAUGGUAGUUCACACAUGUUUUGCAUCAAUAAUGAAGCAUUGUCCAUUUAUAAAUACCUGAGUACUCCUUCCUUUUCUGCUGGAAAAAUGAUAUUAGAACCAUUAAAAGAAAAGGGAUAUCAGUAUUCCCACACAGACACAUUGGUUUUUCACAUUAGUUGCGGUAAACUUCUUUUAACGCUGUAUGAUCAAAACUAUUGUCUGACUGCUGGAAACUAUUUUUUUAUUCCACCAGGGAAUAUAUACAAUAUACGUAAUCUCUUGAAUAAAGAAUGCGUCAUCCUCUUCACACAGUUGAAAGGAAAAGACCAGGAAAGUAAUCUCUAAUGUAAGCUUGUAUCCAUAUUUCUUGGACCCACUUGAAGAUCAUCACCUGCUUAAAAAACUGAAGAAUUCUUGGAGUCCUUCCCACCCGCCUCCCCAGGUUCUCUCUAGUUCUACUGUUUACAGUUACAAAAUAAAUGUUUUUCAUUGCUGUGUUGUACAUUCUGAUGGUUUGCAUUUCAGUCUCUCCUGAUAUUUUGUAGUAAAAGUGUUUAAAACUUUACCCAGAAUUAAAAUAAAGCCAUGUUUUCUAAAAAUCCA
Molecule: messenger RNA, 2873 nt
Organism: Candoia aspera
Lineage: Eukaryota; Metazoa; Chordata; Lepidosauria; Squamata; Candoiidae
Gene: CENPC
Product: centromere protein C
Exons: 20
Coding region: 54-2615 (853 amino acids)
Biological process (GO): spindle attachment to meiosis I kinetochore; kinetochore assembly; attachment of mitotic spindle microtubules to kinetochore
Cellular component (GO): kinetochore
Molecular function (GO): centromeric DNA binding
Source: RefSeq, a predicted model, not a curated record